This is a messenger RNA of Erpetoichthys calabaricus (reedfish), 960 nucleotides long. RefSeq names its product actin nucleation-promoting factor WASL-like. The record is from RefSeq and is a predicted model, not a curated record. Lineage: Eukaryota; Metazoa; Chordata; Cladistia; Polypteriformes; Polypteridae. Bases 601 to 960 code for a protein of 119 amino acids. The transcript has 3 exons.
AAAAAAACAGGGACAAACCAUUUCCUUUAUUUUACAGCCGUGUCCGGAAUUCCCUGGAGGAGACGCAACAUCCAGCAUCUUUGUGAACGGCUACAGACAAAGCAGAAACUUGUUUAAGGCACGUGGUUUGAGUAAAGAUAAACGAGACUUGUUUAGAGGAUGUGGAGAAGGGGGCUAAUAGAGCGUUUAACCAGGUUGUUUUCCUGGUUGCUUCCUAGUCUCACCCCCCCCUCUCCCAUCAGUUGAGUGGUUUAUCCUUCCUCCUGCCAUGUUGGAUUGCGCUGCUGCCGCUGCUCCUGCAGGAGUUGUGAUGAAAGUUUAGCUUUUUGUCUGUUUAGGGACAUCCGGAGAUUUCAAGGAUCCGAUAAUAUUUGUUUAUAUUUUUAUUUCCUUUUUCUAGUCUGCGCUUGAGCUCUGCACUUCUGAAACCUGAUUUACACCCGUUGGACUGGAAUAAAAAGCAUUCAUGAAAAAAUCCGGCGGAAGGCCACGCUAAUCAGUGACUAUUCAAAUAUAUGAUACGACGUACGGGAGAUUUACUGCUUCAUCCCUCCCUUAUUUUAUUCACACUGUUCAGCUACGAGAAAGGGAAAGCGCAAAAUGAACAGUCAACAUCCUUCACAGACGCGGCGGGUCAACAAUAUUGGUUCGCUGCUCCUAACGCCCCAGGAAAAUGAAUGCCUUUAUAGUUACCUCGGCAGGAAGUGCAUCACGUUAUCUUCUGCAAUUGUUCAAGUAUAUGCAGCUGAAAGGCACUCUAUAUGGUCCAAGAAAUGUUGCGGAGUUGCAUGCCUUGUAAAGGACAAUCCACAGAGAUCUUAUUUUAUCAGGGUAUAUGAUAUUAAGGAUGGCAAGAUAUUGUGGGAGCAGGAACUCUACAGCAAUUUUUCAUACAUCAGCUCUAGAUCAUACUUUCAUACAUUUGCUGGAGAUGUAAGUUUCUUGUUUCAUCUUUUAUAA